This is a messenger RNA of Trichobilharzia szidati, 765 nucleotides long. The record is from the annotation of a GenBank genome assembly. Lineage: Eukaryota; Metazoa; Platyhelminthes; Trematoda; Strigeidida; Schistosomatidae.
AUGCAUCAGUGUUACCUUAUAAUAACACCUACUUUCACAAAAUUGUUGUUACGGUUUUUCCGUCAUGUAGUUGAAUGUCUUACUGGAGACAAUACCACUGCAGGGUGUUUUUCUGUCUUUGGAGCAUAUCUGAUACAUCUCACCUACGGAUAUCUGUAUUCACUAAGAAUAUCUUUUGCCUUAUUUGGACUCUGUAUGCCAGUUGGAGGUGUUUUAUCGUGUAGGAUUGGAUAUCGACCAGUUGUAGCUGUUAGCUGCUUUUUGCUGAGUGGUGGUGUUCUACUAACUUAUUUUACAAUUCAGAAAGUGUAUGUUGGAGUCCUUAUGACCUAUUCUUUUCUGUUUGGAACUGGUGUCGGACUAGGAUUCUCCGUCACUUUGGCUGUUGCUGCGACGUGGUUCCCUGAACAAAGAGGAUUGGUUGUUGGGCUAGUAGUCAGUGGUUACGGAAUGGGAUCCUUAGUAUUCGGUCCUAUUCAAACGGCUCUUAUAAAUCCGCAUAACGUGCGUGUAAACAAUGUAACAAGACAAUUUGACAACAAGGAAAUGCUUGAUCGAUUGCCAGAUGCGUUUCUUAUUCUGGGAGGUAUCCUUCUAGCUACGCAGAUAAUUGGUUUUAUAUUUCUUCGUCGAAAGCCCAAGAUGGAAGCUGUGGAAGAAAUAAAAGAAACCGCAAGUGAGAAAAGUUCUACAAAGUAUGAAACCGAAGAUGAUCUUUUUUCCUCACCCUGUGGAUUGAUGACCACAAGAUACAUCAACGGCUAA